Cuscuta campestris is the source of this 3944-nucleotide messenger RNA. The record is from the annotation of a GenBank genome assembly. Lineage: Eukaryota; Viridiplantae; Streptophyta; Magnoliopsida; Solanales; Convolvulaceae.
CGCACAGAAGAGGGAGGGCGAAGAAGAAGCUAUGAAGGAGACGGCGAAGAUGAACGCCAUGAGAUCUGGUUUGGUUGUGAUCGGAGCUUUAGCCUUCGGAUACUUGACUCUGCAACUCGGUCUCAAGCCCUUCCUCCAGAGAGCAGAGGCCCAGCAACAGAAACUCUUCUUCUCCGACGACGAUUCCUCAAACUCCGACCGAUCAACGCCGUAAGCUGUGUUUCCCCAUUUCCCCGCUCCUCCAAAACUCCAUUAAUGUACCCGAAUGCUCAUAACAAUUUUGAUUUUUCCUGCCUUUCUUUCACAUUUUGAAUCGCUUCUUUCUGUGUUCUUCUAGAUCUGAUGCUGUGAUUCGAUAGCGGUUGUUGAUUCAUUUUGGAUUGAAUUUUGAUUUCUUGAUUGAAUUUGGAGACUAAUGUCAAGCGUUUAGAAGACCCGGUCUAGUAUAGUUUGACCGGUCGAGUAAUUUACACCAUCAUUUCUGGCGCCGACCGUGGGACCGUUAAGGUUUCUUCUCUUCUAAAUACAAACCUACCCGCAAAAACACCACUCAAAAUGUCUUCCAGCCAGCAAAUCAACGCCACCUCUGCUCAGGUGCAAGCCACCACUGAAGGUGCCAACAUCCCCAUGGCUGUUACCCUGCCCACUGUUUCUGCUUCGGUUUUGCCAUUGGGACUGGGCUCGGUUCCAACACCCAGCAUGGUCAGCCCAUUCACGGCCCCCGUCCCUUCCGCUGGGCCAAGGGUCACCUUUCCACCAAGCAUGACCCAGUUCAUGAAUGACCCAGCCAACUUACAAGCCAUCCAGGGCUUUGGCCAGGUCAUGGCCAUGUGCCAACAGAAUGGGGGAAUGCCUUUCCUCCCAAGCAUGUUUCCAUUCGCCCUUCCAGGUGCUGGAACGAUGCCCCUUCAAGCUCCGAUGGCAGUGACGCCAUUCCAGACGCCGGUGCCGCAACCAUCACCUUUCCAGCCGCAGCUGGUCAGCACCAUGGCACCUGUCAACUUGACUGGUGCGCUCAACGCCGCAGGGCCAUCGCGUCCCCCGCAAGAGCCAGCCAGGACGAGGGCCUCUCGCCAGGAGGAGGAGGCAGAAAGCCAACCCAGGGUACCGGUGGCUAACCGGUUAACCACCCCCAAUGAUCGCGUCCAACAGGUGGAGGCAAAGCUGGAGAGGCUGGAGAAGAAGGUUGGGGAGAAGAAUGACCGGGACAAACCCCUCGCGGGGUCUCCGUUCACUACAAGGGUCCAUCUGACACCUUUCCCGCGAAAGGUUAAGAUAGACGCCCCAAGGUUCACCGGUAAGGAGGACCCAGAAAUCCACCUGGACUCCUUCAAUCAGAGUGCAACCAUGAACGGUUGCACAGAUGAAGAAAAGUGCCUCUUUUUCUUCCAGACCUUGCGGAAUCGAGCCACCGAGUGGUUCAACAAGCUUCGCCCGGGAAGCAUUGACUCAUUCAGUGACUUGGCCUCGAAGUUCAAGGCCAAGUUCCAGGAGAACUGUACUAAGAGGAAGAAAUUCACCUAUCUUAGUACAGCCGGGCAGAGGGAAUCUGAGAACCUCACCCAAUUUCUUACCCGGUGGAAGGAGGAGGUAGACAAGGUUGAGGAGAUGGACGACAAGACAGUGUUGUCACUCCUCCUGAAUGGCUUGCGUGCUGGGGAACUUUACAAGGAAUUCUGCCGAAAACCCCUGGCCACGUAUCAGGAGGCCUACCACACUGCAUGGGAAUUUGCUGAGGCUGAAACUCAACUCCGAGCGAAGAAGGAAGCCGAGCAUGGUUACAAGCCCAAGCCGGUGCAGAUCAAGAAGGAAGAAGCACCGGCAACUAGCCGGUCAAGGCAUCACUAUGACCCAGUCGUCCGCAUGGUCAACACAGAAGAGUGCCAGGAGAUAAGGAAAGCACCGGCUCCCUGCCCAGUCAAUCCUCUGGAGAAUCCUACCGGUCAUAUAGGACGGCAGUGGUCGGGCACCUAUUGCUCAUACCACCGGUCAGAUUCCCAUAACACCUCAGAAUGCAAGAGUGUUAAGGGAGUGAUCCAGCAGAUGAUAGACAGCGGGGAACUAGGAAAGGAUUAUCUGCAGAAGGCCCAGGAGAAAAACCACCAGUGGGUUAGGCCAGCAACCCAGGAGAAUGACCGGGACAAGGACCGGCGGAGGAAGAACCGGCAGAGGGAACAACCUCCCCUUGACAAAGAGCAUAUUGGAAUGAUCUUCGGCGGACCCGAGGGGGGAGAUUCAGCCGCGCAGCGGAAAAACUGGGUCCGCAGCAUUUACGUGGGUGAAGUAAGUGCUGAACCGGCCAGGCGUAAGUAUCCCAGGAGGGAGCCAAUAGUCUUCACUGACCGCGACCUCCCUCCUACCAGUGAAGAUCACAAUGAUCCAUUGGUCAUCACCAUGGACAUCAACGGGGUGGACGUCGCCCGGGUACUUGUUGACACCGGCAACAGUGUCAACAUCCUCUACUUGGAGACCUUCCAGAAACUCAGGUUGUGUCGGACACAACUUGAACCCCUCAAAACUCCUCUCUCAGGUUUCACGGGAGAUACGGUGGAAGCUGAAGGGUCCAUAGUUCUACCGGUCGAACUAGGAUCAGGCGAGAAGACCAUGUGGAAAAGGAUGCGGUUCAUUGUUGUGGACAUCAAAUGCGUCCACAACGCAAUCCUUGGCAGGCCAGGCAUCAACAAGGUUGGGGCAGUGAUCUCCAUGCCCCACCUAUGCAUGAAGUUCCACACUCCAGGCGGUGUGGGAGAAGUACGGGGCGACCAGAGGAAUGCCCGGGAGUGCUAUGCCCGGGCAGUCAAGAGGAUGACCAAGGGAGUCAACGUCAUCUCCCAGGAAAUCACCAAGGGAGAGACCCGGGAGAAACUGGAGCCUGAAGCUGAGACGAUGGAGAUUGAGCUUCACCCGGGUGAUUCAUCAAGGAUGGUCAGAAUUGGAGCAAACCUCCCAGAAGAUCUCAAGGCAGAGAUUACACGGGUGCUCCAAGAAUACGCGGGCAUAUUCGCAUGGAGCGUGGCGGACAUGCCCGGGAUAGACCGCUCAAUCAUCUGCCACCGGCUGGCAGUGAGGGAUGGAAGUCGACCGGUACGCCAGAAGAAGAGAUACCUGGCCAGUGACCGGCGAGACUUCGUCAGGAAGGAGCAUGUUUCAAAACUUGCCCGGGUGGAAAUCUUGGACCGUGCCAGCAUCGAGAAACUCGAAGUAGCUGUCAUAACAGGGGAAGCCCAAUCUGACCGGUCAAACUUGGUCGGGGCGGAUGAUCACUGGAUGUAUGAUCUGAUGGAGUAUUUGAUGAACGGGACCUUGCCGGAACAAGAUGACCGGGCAAGAAAAGUGAAGCUCAGGGCACCACGGUUCCAGGUCCUGGAUGGGAAGCUGUACAAAAGGGCAUUCGGAGGACCACUCCUGAGGUGCCUCACCAACCGGGAAGCUGAGCGAGUCAUAGCAGAAGUGCAUGAAGGGCAAAAUGAGGAAGACCACUUGGCCGAACUCAACUUGGUCGAAGAGCGGAGAAUGGCCGCGGAAGUUAGAAUGAGCACAUAUCAACAAGUCGUGAAAAAGUACCAUGACAACAAGGUUGGACCGCGAUACUUUCAAGUCGGCGAUGAAGUCCUGCGAAGAAGGGAGGCUAGUAAACCGGGAGACGGAGGAAAGCUGGCCAAAAACUGGGAAGGGCCUUACCGGGUGAGGGCUAUCAUUCGCCCGGGGACCUACCGGUUAGAAACUCUUGAAGGGGUACCGGUAGAAAGAACUUGGAAUUCCCAUCAUCUUCGCAAGUUCUACAAAUGAUUGUAAUACUAGGCAAGACCUACUUUAUUAUCAAUCAAACCGAUGACAUUCAGUACUCUACAUGGUAGCAGCAGAAUCGAUAGGUCGAACCUAUCCUAGGAGGGCAACCCGGGUGGAUCGGAUCCACUCGGAUAAGCCAACUGAGACACAGGCCC